Molecule: messenger RNA, 648 nt
Organism: Diutina rugosa
Lineage: Eukaryota; Fungi; Ascomycota; Pichiomycetes; Serinales; Debaryomycetaceae
Gene: MSO1
Product: Mso1p
Exons: 1
Coding region: 1-648 (215 amino acids)
Source: RefSeq, a predicted model, not a curated record
AUGAACGGUGCCAGCCUGGGAUUCUUUCUGAGAAUCCGUGACAAUUAUUCAUCGCGGUUCCAGUCCCUUUCCAUCAACACCCAACAGGAAAAGGACGGCGACACCGAGGAUGAUACCUUGAUCCACCAGGCGUUCGUGAAAUAUUUCGAUGAGCGGCAAAUGCCCUACCCUGAAUGGUUGGGAGUCAAGGAAGGCGGUAAUGCUGCUACCAAGGACCCUUACGUCUACUCUGAGUACCAGCCGGUGCGUCAAACCUACUCGCUGAAUGGCCAAGGGAACUUUGCUCCUCGUCAACUGUGGACUCGUGACAACAGUAAUACUGCGGCCGGCCGCAACGGAUUCCAACCUACUGGCUACGGCCACAAUGCUGCUGGUAGAACUGCUGGAGGUACUGCUGGAGGUGCCACAGGUGGCGCCACUGCCAGUCCCUAUGGCGAGGCUGACUCAACGCCGUCUCCGGAAAGACCAGGCUACUCUCGUGGUGCCCUGAGACUUGACAAUUUGUACAAUAAGCUGAGAAUGCAACUGGUACCGGGCCAGGGUUAUAACAUGGGCCACAACCAGAGACCUACCACCCACUCAGCAACUGGUCUGCGGUUGCGUGAGCGCAUGCUUAAUGCUAAUCGUUCUCCUCGUAGCUCGAGUUGA